CGAAGCACAAAGCGUCAGCUUCGACACCUCCUCUCCGCUUCUUGUCCAAGUCAACAUGAGUGCCCCCAUCCUCUCUAUCGACACGCAGCACGAGGACAUGAUCCACGACGCACAGCUGGACUACUACGGCAAGCGUCUGGCCACUUGCUCCUCUGACCGCACUAUUAAGGUUUACGACGUCGCGGGCGACGUGCAGAACAACGAGCAGAUCUUGACGGGCCACGAGGGCCCUGUGUGGCAAGUGUCGUGGGCGCACCCCAAGUUUGGCGUGCUGCUGGCGGCCUGCUCCUAUGACGGCAAGGUCAUCAUUUACCGCGAACAGAGCUUGAACCAGUGGACCCAGGCCUACGUCCACGCCUUCCACGAUUCCUCAGUCAACAGCAUCGCCUGGGCACCCCACGAAUACGGACUUGCACUCGCCUGCGCCUCUGCUGACGGAACUGUAUCCGUGCUCAGCUACUCGCCUGAGGGCUGGAGCGUGAGCCACUUUAAGGACAGCGCACUGGGUUGCAACGCUGUCAGCUGGGCUCCUUUUAACUCAGUGGGCUCGCAGGGUCCGUCCGGUCCCAUCCGCCGAGUAAUGACGGCUUCGUGUGACAAGACGAUCAAGAUCUGGAGCCUGCCGGAGGGUGAGACGGAGUGGACCAAGCAGGAGCUCAGCUCUGUUCCCGCACACAGUGACUGGGUGCGUGACGUUGCGUGGGCUCCGAGCACGGGACUGCCAGUGAACCUCAUUGCCAGUUGCUCAGAAGACAAGCACGUGUACAUCUGGUCGCAGACUGCCGAAGACAGUUCCUGGAAGCGCGAGCUGCUGCACACGUUCGACGCUCCUGUGUGGCGUGUGAGCUGGUCUGUCACUGGCAACGUGCUGGCUGUGUCUUCGGGCGACCACAAGGUCACGCUCUGGAAGGAGACUCUCGACAAGAAGUGGAUUCAAAUUUCGUCGGUGGACGAGGCUGGUGCCAUUCACAACGGCAACGAGUAG
This is a messenger RNA of Phytophthora infestans T30-4, 985 nucleotides long. RefSeq names its product protein transport protein SEC13. Gene Ontology annotation, molecular function: structural molecule activity; protein binding. Gene Ontology annotation, cellular component: COPII vesicle coat; nuclear pore outer ring. The transcript has 5 exons. The record is from RefSeq and is a predicted model, not a curated record. NCBI's taxonomy places the organism in Eukaryota, Oomycota, Peronosporomycetes, Peronosporales, Peronosporaceae. Bases 56 to 985 code for a protein of 309 amino acids. Gene Ontology annotation, biological process: COPII-coated vesicle budding; protein import into nucleus.